AGCUACAGAUGGACCCCAAUAGAUGGCACCCUAAAAAGCGCAGAAAAACCCGGCCCAUGGUAACUUAGCAACAACACCAUAACCUUUCGUAAUAAAUGCUCAAAAUAGUAAAACAUUGGAAGUGUAGUAGUGUAGAGUGUUUUGCUGUGAUCGAGCACAAGUGAUCAAACGUAAAAUAUUAUUGAUUAUUAUCCCUGAAAAAAUGCACCUUAUAAAAAACAUCAUUUCGAUGCCGUUAUUCAGAGGAAAUACCUGUCUCUUAAAAAAUCUCACUUCAUCACCGAAUUUGUGCACAAAAGUUGCAAAUGAAGGGGAGAAUGAGGUGCAGUCAGCAAAGCCGAAUGUUCAAUUGGGUGGAUUUGCAAAGGCAUUCGAGAAAUUUAAUGCCCCUGAGCCACAAGAGGAACCCAAGCAGAACCCGAGUUUCGCUAGUCUCUUGAGGAAUUCAAAAUUCAUUGAUAUGGGUGCCCCGGAGGGAAAAAUAGUGACAGGAAAGAUAUUUCAAGUCGUGGAUGAUGACUUGUAUAUCGACUUUGGCUGGAAAUUUCACUGCGUGUGCCCCAGACCUUUCAAAAAUGCCCAGGAGUACGUGAGAGGUGCAUCUGUACGACUGCGGGUGAAAGAUCUGGAGUUGUCGGCAAAAUUUCUAGGUGCUAAGACGGAACUCACUAUAUUAGAAGCUGAUUGCACCUUGCUCGGAUUGAUCAAUAGCCCAGCGAGGCAAACGACAACAUAAAAUUGUUCCUUCCAUCAUAGUUCUUUGUAAUAAAUCAUUUCUUCUUACCAA
Molecule: messenger RNA, 787 nt
Organism: Diachasma alloeum
Lineage: Eukaryota; Metazoa; Arthropoda; Insecta; Hymenoptera; Braconidae
Gene: mRpS28
Product: 28S ribosomal protein S28, mitochondrial
Exons: 3
Coding region: 203-736 (177 amino acids)
Cellular component (GO): mitochondrial small ribosomal subunit
Source: RefSeq, a predicted model, not a curated record